GGUUGAAUUUACUUCCCAACGUUACCAUAGUAGCUAUUGCGCCGUAUUUUAACUAUGAGUAAUGCCAGGCCAACCAAGAGUCAUUGUUUCACGUCUUAUUUGCAACGUAGUUACAUAAAAUGAUAAACAUCAAAACAUUUCUUAGUUAUUAUGUAGCAAUAAAAUCCUAAAAAUUUAGUUCCGACAGUCUUGUUGCCAGGUUCUUGAUAAUUUAGCUGCAAUGGGUGUUCCCAAGUUUUAUGGAUGGAUUCGCAAGAGGUAUCCUACAAUCAUUGAAGAUGUCAGACCUGAUCAGGUUCCUGAUUUUGAUAAUUUGUACUUGGACAUGAAUGGCAUCAUACACUCGUGCUCUCAUCCAGAUGAGACUGAUCCUUGCUUCAGGAUCACUGAAGACCAGAUAUUCAAAGAUAUAUUACAUUACAUUGAGUCUCUGUUCUGCAUGAUACGCCCCAAGAAAGUGUUUUUCCUGGCUAUUGACGGCAUUGCUCCUAGAGCCAAGUUGGGCACGAUGAGAGAUGGAAGAUUUUCCCGUGGUAAAGCUGAUGAAAAAUCAAGAACUACAGCCAUCGAAAAGGGCAAAAUUUUGCCCCCAGGAGAGCCCUUUGAUCGGAACUGCAUCAGCCCCGGCACAGAGUUCAUGGAUCGCCUGGACCAACAAUUUCAGAAUUUUAUCACCUCAAAAGUCUCCAAUGAUCCUUCAUGGCAGUCGUGUACAGUCAUCUAUUCUGGGCAUCAGACUCCAGGAGAAGGUGAGCACAAAAUCAUGGACUACAUCAGGUAUCACCGCAGCCAGCCAGGCUACGAUCCUCAUACGCGCCACUGCCUCUACGGCCUCGAUGCUGACCUCAUCAUGCUGGGCCUCGCCUCACAUGAGCCUCACAUUGCCCUGCUCAGGGAGGAGGUGUGUAUACAUCACAUGCCUCAUCAUGCUGGGCCUCGCCUCACAUGAACCUCA
Molecule: messenger RNA, 955 nt
Organism: Hyalella azteca
Lineage: Eukaryota; Metazoa; Arthropoda; Malacostraca; Amphipoda; Hyalellidae
Product: 5'-3' exoribonuclease 1-like
Exons: 6
Coding region: 221-949 (242 amino acids)
Biological process (GO): rRNA catabolic process; nuclear-transcribed mRNA catabolic process
Cellular component (GO): nucleus
Molecular function (GO): RNA binding; 5'-3' RNA exonuclease activity
Source: RefSeq, a predicted model, not a curated record